Dibothriocephalus latus is the source of this 723-nucleotide messenger RNA. The record is from the annotation of a GenBank genome assembly. Lineage: Eukaryota; Metazoa; Platyhelminthes; Cestoda; Diphyllobothriidea; Diphyllobothriidae.
AUGUCUGAUGAAGACGAAGCAGGUCCCGCAGGUCACGAAGGUGAAGAAGUUGAGGAAGAGCAUGCCAUCGUUGACAAGCCAUUAUCAAAAGAAUUGGCUGCAUCUUCGUUAUCAAUUCUGUCUCGUCUUGGAUAUGGUCUAGCACAUGCGUAUAUAAAAAUUCAGUGUGUCUCCAGAAAUAUAACGGAUAUUUCGCUUCUUGAAAAAUAUGUGCAUCUGCGUAUCGUCAUUCUGAGCGGCAACUUCAUUACAGAUCUGACACCGCUCUCAGAAAUGCGCAGCCUAAUGUACUUAAAGGCCGAUCACAAUCGUGUUGCCGAGGGUGGACAAGUAAAACCACUCGAUCAUCUGCAACUUUUUGAUCUAUCCUACAACAAACUGCCAAAUACUGACGGAUUCUCGCACAAAUCCCUCAAACACCUGAUCCUUAAUCACAAUGCAAUACUGUCACUCCGGGGGGAAUUUAGUCCUCCAUUGAAUCACCAGAAAUUGCCCAGUCUCCAGACGCUGGAGGUGCGCGGAAAUAAACUGACCACUACCGAGGGCCUUACCUAUCUGCCAAAAGUUACCACGCUGUAUGCUGCUGCGAAUAUGAUCACGUCUCUGGACAACAUUAGCUACAUGACUAGUCUCGUUCGACUUCAUCUUCGCGACAAUCACAUCAAGAAGCUUGAUUGGUUUAACAGUGACCUAGUGAACCUGGAAUACUUGAAUUUGCGGUAA